AUGCAAUACCUCGGCUGCUUCCGCCGCAACGUCAGCACCACAAACAACACGCCCAUCCCGCCCUUUGGCCCGCCCGACCGCCAAAAAGCAUGGUACACGGGGCCGUGGACAAACGUCACCUUUGACCAGACCACGGUGCGCGGGCGCUGCGAAAACGACAUCAUGCAGCGGGAUGCGUUUCAGUAUGCGACGAUUGCAGAGGGCGGCGUGUACUGGUCGUGCGGCAUUCAGUUGCAGUAUGAUUUGGGGCCGAAUGAUCCGACAAUGUGUAAUGUGCCGUGUGCGCGGAAUACGAGCAUGGCGUGUGGAGGGAUGGACUGGAUGGAUGUGUGGAGGAUGCCUGGGUUUGUGGAUUAUUAUGGGUUGGGGGGUGGUUCGACGGUGCAGCCUCCGAAUUCGCAACACGUCUACGACACUGGGACAUCAGGGGAAAUUGUGGGAUGGAAAUGGUUUGGAUAUUCGGUUGGAUGA
Molecule: messenger RNA, 471 nt
Organism: Plenodomus lingam JN3
Lineage: Eukaryota; Fungi; Ascomycota; Dothideomycetes; Pleosporales; Leptosphaeriaceae
Source: RefSeq, a predicted model, not a curated record